Molecule: messenger RNA, 2957 nt
Organism: Chelonoidis abingdonii (Abingdon island giant tortoise)
Lineage: Eukaryota; Metazoa; Chordata; Testudines; Testudinidae
Product: ectonucleoside triphosphate diphosphohydrolase 2-like
Biological process (GO): nucleoside diphosphate catabolic process
Cellular component (GO): plasma membrane
Molecular function (GO): ribonucleoside triphosphate phosphatase activity; GDP phosphatase activity; UDP phosphatase activity
Source: RefSeq, a predicted model, not a curated record
UGCUAAGCAGGAAAAUGAGCCUGAUGUCUUGGCGUGAGCUUCUUCCCCCUUCCCUGGUGAUUUUAGCUGGGCUGAUUGGGAUCCUGCUGCUUUGUGUCACCACUAAAGAUGUGCAGAACCCCCCCAGGCGCAAGUAUGGCAUCGUGCUGGAUGCUGGCCCUUCUCGCACUACCCUGUUCAUAUACCAGUGGUCAGCCAGCAAAGAGAACAAUACUGGGGUGAUCAGUGAACAUAGCUCCUGUGCUGUGCAAGGUCCUGGAAUCUCCAACUACUCCGGAUCCCCGGGGGAAGCUGGGAACAGCUUAAAGCCAUGCCUCGGCCAGGCAAUGAAGGAAAUCCCUGAAGAACAGCAUGACCAAACCCCUAUCUAUUUGGGAGCAACUGCUGGCAUGAAGCUGCUGAACCUCACCGGUCCCACUAUGUCAGAUACUCUGCUUGCCGCUAUAACUGCCACGCUGAAGUCGUACCCCUUUGACUUUCAGGGGGCAGAAAUCCUGUCCAGUCAAAACGAGGGGGUGUUUGGCUGGGUCACUGUUAACUAUCUUCUGGAGAACUUCAUCAAGUAUGGCUGGAUUGGGCGGUGGAGUCGCUCCAGGAAGGGAACAGUUGGAGUCAUGACCAUAGGAAAAGCCUCAACCCAGAUCACUUUCAAGAUCAAAGAAAGGAGCACAGAUCCCAAGAAUGAAGUGACGCUGUGGCUGUACGGGCAAGAGCAUAGGGUCUGCACCCACCGCUUCCUGUGCUAUGGCACAGACCAGCUCCGCAAGAGGCUGCUGUUGAAAACCAUACAGGACCAUGGCUAUGUGAGAGAUGUGUCUAAUCCCUGCUGGCCUCUCCCCUAUUCCCGGGUGGUUCGGUUCGGUUCUGUGCAUGACGGGCCCUGCACUGGAAGUAACGUCUCUUUAAGGACACCUACCUCUGAAGAUGUUUUUCAUGUAACUGGCUCCAGCAACUCUUCUGCCUGCAGGAAACUCAUGGGAAGUUUGUUCGGCGGCUUCUCACAGUGUUCCCCAAACGGAGUUUCCCAGCCCAACAUAACUAGAUUUCAGGUGAUUUCCGAGGCUCUGGAUCUUGUGAAGAAGAUGACGCCCUCUACCAACCUGGGCCAGGCAGUCAACUCAUUCUGUGGGCUGUCUAUGGAAGAGCUGAGCAAGAGGUUCCAGAUGAGACCAGACCGUCUUGCUGAUCACUGUUCCGUAUCCAUGUUCAUCUACUAUCUAAGUACAAGGGGAUUCCUGUUUGACUUGGACAGCUCUGGCCAGAUUACAUUUCAGGAGAAGGUUGGUAACAUAUCAGCUGGCUGGGCUCUUGGGUACAUGCUGAAUCUGACCAACACCAUCCCAGAGGAUAAGCCGAGCUCCCUGAAAGCGAUUGAAUAUGGGAUCUGGCCCUUGCUCUUUAUCCUCUUUGUCCUAAUGCUCACUGGCUCUUUCACACGCAUCGCAUACCGAGUGAUGGCUAAGGACAAUGGACAGGACCACAUCUUGGAAGAACUCUGACUGUUGUCCCAGGGCUUGCCAGCUCUCAGAAGAGGGCAAUUACAGGACAGAGAGAAGGAGAGCACACAGAGGAGUGUCUGGCCUAGGAGACGCUGCAGAGCUGUUGCAUAGGUGUCAGAAAAAACCCUUUAGUGUUUAAUUUUUUGUAUCCAACCACUUCUCCAAGAGGCAAACAGCCAGAUGAGGCUUCCAGAGUUCGGUACGGCAUUCAGCCAGUUGGGCCUCCCCACCAAGUCAGACAGGCUGUAAACAUGUCGCUUACACUGAUGCCAUAGAAAGUGCCUAGUAACGAGCCCUGAAUGCUGGGUACAUGCUGGUGGUUGUUUUCUGUGGUGCUGAGAAGGUAGAUCCCAGUGGAAGAGAUUUGGGUUUCAAUCACUCCUACAGGUACUCUGGGGUAUCUCCCUGGCUGUCAAUUACUCUGGAUUUGCACUUUGGUGGCUGAUAGCAGAAUCAGUUGGAAAUCUGGCCUUGUGCUCUUUUGAAACUCUGGCCCACAGAGACCACAAUCAGUAGCUUUUACAGGAAAAAUGGGUUUCCGAACAAGCCUCAAAGCAACACGGCACACUAAUACAACAAUUGUCAUCACAAUGGAGCCAGGACCGUCCUGUCAGUGCUAGAAGGGCAGAGUGAAAAUAUGAUCAGACUGUGAAGAAUUUGUUGUAAAAGGUGCUGUUCCUGCCCAGAAGAGCAGACCCUAUAUCCACUGAUUGGGAAUUGAAUGUCCUUAAAAUUCAGCUGUAAAGUAACUGCCAGUUCACUGUCAUGUUCCACUUAUGAAGGUAGCUUUCUAACCCUGGUAGUAAUUAUCUGAUUGUUUCAGCAUCUUAGUUUUAACAAAGAAAAUAUCCAUGCUUGUUUUCCUGCCAGCCUCACUCUUUCUUGUUAAUGAUCUCUUUUUCUGGCUUUGGUGGUGGUAUGACUUGUAUUGGGGUAGCACCUGGAGGUUCCAAUCAAUAUCAGGGCCUCACUGUGCUAGCACUGUGAAAACACAGAGUCAGCCCAUCCCAAAGUUCUUGCAAUCUAAGUACACAAGAGAGACAAAGGGUGGGAAUGGAAACUGAAGCACAGAAGGUGAAGUGACUUGCCCCAAAUCAUGCAUCCAGUCAGUGGCAGAGCCAAGAAUAGAAGAUCAGGUCUUCCAAUUUCCAGUCCAAUGACCUAUCUAUUAGACCAGGAUUAAAGUUAAGGAGUUAGUUUAUAUUCCAACAUCCACAUUUCUUUUGGAGGGCUACAGUGAUGCCUGAGCACUUCUAGUAUGGUGUGCUACUCCAGCAUUCCUGGAACAUGGGGCUUCUGGGAAUGAUAUCACAUUACUAGCCAAUCAUUGUCUCUGCUGUUUUAUUAACCCUUCGUACAGUGACAGCAAUCCUAGGAAGAGCUGGUGGUUCCCUAGGUCAGUGGUUCUCAACCAGGGGUUCGCAGAGGUCUUCCGGGGAUACAUCAACUCAUCUAGAU